AUGGUUGAAAUGGAGAAUAACGGUGACGCUUCUGCCGCUAUCGUCUCUGCUUCUCAAAGUUCUUCUCCUCCACCACAGCUUUCACCGCGCGUGGUGCUCAGCCCAUGUGCCGCUUGCAAAAUCCUGCGGCGGCGUUGCGGAGAGAAAUGCGUUUUGGCACCCUACUUCCCUCCAACGGACCCUGCAAAGUUCACCAUCGCACACCGCGUUUUUGGAGCCAGCAACAUCAUCAAGUUGUUGCAGGAACUUCCAGAAUCACAGAGAAUUGAUGCUGUGAACAGUAUGGUUUAUGAAGCCGGAGCUAGGACUAGAGAUCCGGUGUAUGGAUGUGCGGGUGCCAUAUACCAUCUACAAAGACAAGUGAGCGAACUCCAAGCACAGCUUGCAAAAGCUCAAGUUGAGAUGGUGAAUAUCCAACUUCAAAGAUCAAAGUUACUAGAAUUAAUCUAUAGCCUGGACCAAACAAACCAAGAACAAGAUAAUAUGUCAUUCGAGAGCAAUGAUUUUGGAUACCUUGAAGACAACGCCAACACCAACUCAUCAACGUUGUGGUGGGAUCCUCUUUGGACAUGA
This is a messenger RNA of Microthlaspi erraticum, 573 nucleotides long. The record is from the annotation of a GenBank genome assembly. NCBI's taxonomy places the organism in Eukaryota, Viridiplantae, Streptophyta, Magnoliopsida, Brassicales, Brassicaceae.